This is a messenger RNA of Porites lobata, 10203 nucleotides long. Lineage: Eukaryota; Metazoa; Cnidaria; Anthozoa; Scleractinia; Poritidae. The record is from the annotation of a GenBank genome assembly.
AAGGAGAAACCAUGCCAAGAAAAUGCCAGCAACUUGAAACCGAGAUCUUGCGUAGACCACCUGAAGAAUGGCGCAGACAAGUGCGGUUACUACAAGAUUUACGAUGCUGCAGGGAAUGGAUUCACUGUGUACUGUGACAUGGAAACAGAACCUGGUGCGGCCUGGACACUUAUCGUGUCUUGGAGUCUGAAAAACAACCAUUUCGCGAAUUUUAGGUACUGUUACCAAUGGAUUAAGAGUGAUUUUCUGUAAAAUUCGAACUUCGGCCUGACACGGUACCUCAUCGAUUUGGCUGAUUUUUGGCAUGUAGUCUUAGAAUGGUGUCCUAAAUACUGAAUGCAUAUUCUAAGGUUCGAAUUCUCGUUGGUUUCAAAGAUACAGGAAUGACAGUUUUGACGAGGCCUCGAGCGGCCGCCAUGUUGGUGAACUGAAGGAGAUUUACAGUAAUUAAUUCUAGCCUUAUCAUUAAAAUAACUUAAUCGUGACUCAUACAGUUCCAAAGAACUAUCCUUCCUCCUUUCAUUUACCUACUCUUAUCUGAAAAUGGUUAAGCCUGAGCUACGAACGGCUAUAACUUCUCACAGCACUUUUUCGGUACUUAAAAGGUACACAAAUUUGGUAGAAAUUGGAAGGCCAAUAUAACCCAUGCCACAUCGAUUUAGACUAAGCCAUUUUAACUAAACAUAGUUUGUUUAUAGCUAAGUUAGAUUGUUGAAUAAAAUAAUUGGGCAAAUGCAACGGAACAGAAAUAUGAUUGCAUGAAUGCGCAGUGGUUCAGCCACUUGGCCGCUAAAACUUCAAAACAAAAUUCGGUGAAUAUUUGCAAAGAAAAUUCUUUAAAAAUUGAUCGUGCUUCUUAAACCCUAUCCAUCGCUUAAAAAACCCUCCCUUGUAAUGUAAACAGAUGAUCUUUUGAUUCUGAUCUUGCGAAGAGCUUGAAAUAUGCGCUAAAAUGAAAAUUAUAAAUUUUGUUACACACGGUACUGGCUCAAGUUCGCUCUUCGAUUUCCCAGACCAAUCGGGAGCCGCUCGUGUACUUCACAGUUACAAUUUUCUCUGUAGUAUUUCGCUGUAUACAGCUACAAAUUACAUAUUUUCUUAGGCAAAGAUAACGCAAACGUUGUCAAUUUUAAUCAAAAAGCUAGAAAAACCAACCGUGCACUGUAGCUUUAUGCAAAUUGUAUGGUAUUCGAUAAUUACACGUGUAAACUGGAACCUACCUUUGCUAAUGUACACUGUUUGGCAGAUCUUUCCAGCGUAAGAUAUAAAACUAUAUUUAGUACAUGAAAUGAAAUUAAAGAACUCAUCAAGUAAAAUUACCUGAUCGUACCGUCAUUACUGAAUAAUAAGUCCGCAAAAUAUGACAUGGAAUGAUCGGUGGGAGACGAAGCUAUUUUUAGGAGGACAGGGAACUGCACGCUGGAACGGAACUGAAAUGAACAACCUCAAUCAAGUUCAGUCUUCUUGACGCUAUUAAACGUUUCACCCGAAUUUGAACAGGAAGUUGUUUUCUAUUUUCUUUCUCAUUCUUGCAUGUAUUCUGCAGUUCGCCCACUAGUUUUUCGUAACUUUUAAUUUUCUAGCUAACUGGAACUGUUAAGAACUACCAACCCCCCUCCCCCCUCCCCCUCUUUGAGUGAACUUUCAUUCGGUCUGAUUCACAAUAAUUUUCGAAAGGUGACAAAGUGAAAUUUGAAAUGACAUUUUAUUUAGUAUUUUUAAAAGCUCCUUCUUUUUUUCCCGAUAGCCAGGAAUGUUUUGAACGUAAAGGCUCAAGUGGCGGUGUUUUUCACGACUCUGCUUGUAGACUGACCUCACUACCAGUACCACGGACAUAAAAUCUGAUCGCAGAGGGUCAUACAGUCACUGAUGGGUCUCUGAAAAGCGAAAUGCAGUCACUUUGGGGCGAGUAGGCUAUAUAGAUGAUGAACUCAUUGUUUAUAACCCCAUAACCGUAUCCCAAAAGUCGAGCCAGCCCGGGGCGAGCGAACACAAUUUUGGGGCCACUGACCACGCCCUUAUGUUUAGCGGGAAAUUGGUUGAUUAGUCAAAUCUCCUUAACUCCACGACCAUGCACCUUUCCAAAUAUAGCCCUUCUAAUCAUCAUAUAGUUAAGGCCUCCCGUAAGCAUUUGCAACUAUUUUGAUUUGUAGAAGACUGUUUAACAGUUCUCAUUACUUUAAUGUCUCGUAAACAACACGAGGUACAUGUUCUUAUCUCUCCCCCCCCCCCCACCCUUCCCCCAUCCAUAACAAAAAAUUUUCAGACCAACACUGAAUGGCAUGAAGGUAUGUACAAAAAUAUGACCAUCUCGAGGCAAGGUUCAUCACUGUAACUUACCACAUAAAAGCCUUUUCGUUGUUUGCCAUCGACUGAUUCUGUUCUGAAUACUAAGGUCCCAUAAACAACGCCACGUUUAGAAAGAGCCCGCCCUUUUCAAUCCAAGAAAACCCAAGUAGCGAUUUCACCAACGGACAUAAGCCGUAAGAAAAGGACCGCGUCAAAUAGUUCAUGAAAUCACAAACGCCUCAUGACACCUUUAAUUCACUCUUUCUUCGAUAAACUAAUUUUUAAUUUUUUAAGCAUAAAUGACAUCAGAAUGCGCGAUUAUGAGCAUUGUAGCUUAUGAAAAGAAAAUUUAACACCUGAUGCACGUGAAAGCGUCUAAGAAGGGGACUAGGGGGAAUUAGGAACAUUGUGCUUACCGCUGGAAAAAUAUUGGCUAGUUCUUUGCAUAGACUCAAUUAAAGCCGUUUUUGUUCAGUAAGGAGCUGUUAGAUGGGGGGAAAACUACAUAAAGUAGAUCGCAUCAGAAUACGGCAUAGGACUAGGCUCUCAAAAUCGAUAAGCUGAAUGCAAGGCCAAUUGUUAUGUAAAACAGAGAAAAAUUCCUUGAGGGAAAAAAAUUAUGGCAAGGGAAAAGACCCGAAGGUGGAAAGUUAGGAUGGUAGCUUCUUUUCAGGUAAUCGAUCAUUUACGUUAACUUCCGCUAUCCGACGGGCAUAUCGGAAAGACUGAAUGGAUGAGAGUAUAACACAUUCAAGAAGAAACAAAUUUGUGAUUUUUCACAACUCAAUAAAAUAACUAAAAUUGUGUACUACUCGGUUAUACAAGAUUUUUGUUUUCAAUUUCAGAUUUUUACGAUGGGGCAUUAGCCCCCGUACUCACUAGACACUACUUUACAAUCAUCGUGUUAAAAUCAGUGAAAUACUCCAAAACAAUUUGGAUUCCUACCCUUAUACCUUUAUUAAAAAUUAAAGUUGGGAAGUUUGUUGUUUUCUAAAAGUAGUUUGAACAGCCGAACGACAUUUUUUUACACGGAGUGGGGAAGGCAAAGCUUCACUUAUCUCUUCUAAGGUAGAAAGUGUCAGCAAAACGUGAGAGUCGUCCUUGAGGGUAAAGUGUCUAACCUAAUUUUCUCACCGAUUGCAAGUGCCAUUUCAUCCACGCAAAACCUCACCUAGUUAGCAGGUGAGCAAAUGUAGUGGGGAAACGUUGCGAGAGAACUGAGUAAGAUGUUAGGGUAAGUUUUGGAAAUUUUCCGCACACCUGGAAAGUCCUGGCUACGCUCCUGAUAGAGACUUUUGCUGGAGAAAAAUUGAAACAUGUUCGCUAAUAUAGUGACGACCAGAAAGGACAAGCCAUAGGAUAGUUCCAGAAAACCACCCAUUAAAAUAGAUCACCAAGUUGUCGCGGCGGAGGAUGAACUUGAAGGCAUCUGAUGAAGUGCAAUUUUUCAAGGGAGCCCAGACAAGAUUAUGUAUGAUGGGCACAGCUUGUUUGAUCUGCAAAAUUUAGAGAAGCUCAAGGCAAAUCGCUAGACAACACAUGCUAGAGCUGAACUAAAAAUCUUUUGCGCCUCUGAACUCUGUCCCUAAGGGUAAAGGAGAAAGUUUCCCUUUAUCAAUGCAUUAACCGAGUUGAUUAUGAAUGUCUCCUUAUGUUGGACGUCUUACUAACAAGCACAUUACCACUACUUGCCCUCAGAGGCGUUUUCAGUUGACGAGCAGAGAAAAUUAGGUUUUGACUGUUUGAAAUUCUGGAUGCCAGAGUGAAGACGCCUUUUGCAUGAUGACGUCAUCGUCCUACAGUGAAAAGCGUUCGUUUUUUACCACUGAUAUUACGUCAAUCGGUACACUUAUGUUGUCCAAAGGUCCGUGAGCAUGGUAAAUGAUUUUACCUUAAACUGCAGACACAUCUUCAAUCACUCCUUAUUGUUCGCGAUAUCGGACAAAUACUCUGGUCUCUAACUGAAUUUUCUUUGCUGUUUACUUUAUUUUGAAUUAGGACUGUCUUGAGUUGUCCAUGCAUUGUCUAGCGAUUUUAAGCUUUUUCAAGGAAACAAAAAUCUGGAAUUGUCCCUAGGGUGAGGCAUUUGCGCACAGUUUUAAAGCCCCUCGGUGGGGUGACUGUGGUUUUUGUUGUCCCGGGCUCAUCCCUCAUUCUUCUUAACCCCUUCCAAACCAAUUUUUCUGUUUAUCAAGAAUCUCCUCAAAACGGGCUUCAUGAUUGAGACAAAAUACCUGAAAAUUGUACACGGAACCGUUGUUAACGGUGUACAAGGUAGAAUGAGUCUAUUCAUUACUUUGCAAACGCCCAAUUUUUAAAACCGGAAGUAAUGAUGUUUAUUUCAAGGGCUCAUGUCUCAUGAGUUUUGAGUGAAUCUUCAAACGCUGUAAAUACAUAUAGCUGGAACUAUCAUCGCAUCGAUCCUCGCUCACUAAUAAUGAUAACUUAUAUCAACUUCCAUUAUCUAUUGCCUGGCUAAGAUUUUCACGGAUUCUUCAGUUCAGUUGUUUGAAACCAGGCGGCUUCACGUGAGUUGUAACGCCAGGCAAGGAACGUGACGACCAGCGAUAUGCGUGGGAAAAUAUUACUUUUUUUCGAUCAAGGCGGAAACUGGCAACUUUGUCGUCGAGUAAGGUAAUACAUCUCAAUUUUCAUUACCAUGGUUAAUUUUAAAAGCUCUGGUUUCGGUAAAGGAACUGGAGGAAAAUCAGGAAAAUUCCUGUUCGACUGUGAUGGUUGGAUUUUGUUUACGCGUCAUAGCAUAAACAUAACAAAUUCAUUUUCCUUUUCCUUAUACAAUCUGCCUUUUUUUAUACUGUUUUUCGCAGCAGAGUUAUCGAUUAUAUUACAGAGGCUAAUUUUAUUACACAGAUCAUUCAGAUUUAAUGACAGAAACUCUAUUAUCGAUUGUAAUUUUGGCAACACCUGGCGAGUAUUCGGUGUACAGAUUAUUGACAAAGUCGCUAGAACAGUCUUCCAUUCAUUACUUUUGUUUCUGCUCCGUUAAAUUUGCCCAAUUUUUUUAUUAAUGAACUCGAUUUAAGUACAAACAGUGAGUAUUCAGGCAGAUUGGCAAGCUUCAAUGCGAUGUGGCAAAAGAGAUAUACGCCUUUAAAAUUCUGUUAAUUUUGCGGGUGUAAAAAAUUCAAAAAGUAUACCCACCAACAGUUUAAUCGAUCGUUGCGAAAACGUUAUCAAUUUCGAAGUAGUUUCUAAAAAUACAAUAAAGAGGGAUUGUUCUUUCAAUCCGUAUUGGCAAAGGAAGAUUAGCUUUGAAGACAGGGUUGUAGUCGAAGGCUCAAAAGCAGCUUCUAUUAACCAACAUGGCGCCGGUCCGAGGCACCCAAAAACCGGCCAUGUCGAUAAUUUCCUAAGUAGGAGGAAUUAGAACCUAAAGUUACCUAUUCCUUAUUAAAGACCUCAAAUCAAGUCUACAUGCCAAUUUUUAGCCAAUUCCGUUAGAUAGUGUGGCAGGGCCUUUUUAAUAUAGCUCGAAUCUUACAGACAACUGCUCUUAAAACCCUUUGUCGUCCGCCAGAAAAAAUUUCGCCGUUUCUGAUGGCUCUAAUCCCCUGGCUAGUGUUACUUGGGAGAAGUUUCAUUGAUGCUCAAAACAUUACACUCGAUGACGAUCGUUUUGUUUUCGACAAAAAGGAUGCACAGACCUCAUGCAAAGAAUCGGGGUGGUGAGUCAGCUAUUUUGGCAGUGCAGGGCUAGAGAAAGUUACGGAAACCUUUUUAAAAAAUCGCCUUGUGCGAAGAAAAAAUAGCCAAACUACUGCCUCAAAAACGUAGUAAGAAGAGACAAAAAUCAACCUACGGAUGACAAAACUAUAUGAUUUGUUUAAUUCUCUUCGCCUUGUAAAUUUUGUGCAUUUCCUAAUUUGAUAGCCUGAUACACAGCCGUUUUAGUGUCGUUGACGCAACGCUCCGACGAAACUAAAAACGGCUGUGUAGAAGACUACUCAUUUGACUGAUUAUUUUGUUAACACCCAAAUUUGGCUGUUUCUUGGUGUUGAGGAAACUAUUGCACUGUAAAAACUGACCAGUUAUAGUGACCUCAAAAAAAUGGUUAAGGUUUGAAUCCCAGGUAACCGUAUUUUAUUAGGUUACAGUAACCAAAAAAAUAUAGUUCAGGUUAACCAUUUUUUAUUCCCGUUGAAAUAACUUUUCUUUAUGGGUUACAUUAACCCUUAAAAAUGGUUGUUUCUACCACAGCCCACACCACUUCUUAUGACUUGUUUGUCAUAACCUCUACUUUUUGGUUAAACUAACUUUAAAUUUUUAGUUGUUAUAACCGAAAUAAAAAGAUAAAUAUGUUUCAACCCAUACAGAUAAGUUAUAAUAACCAUUUUUUGUGGUCAUGGUAAACCAGUUUUUUGGGUACUAGCGAUGAAUCUGUGGUAACCCAUUUAAAAUAGUCAAGAGGAGGUAGCUUUAACCAUUCCAUAUGGGUUAGAAGAAAACGGUCGUUUUAACUGAUAGUAAUGAAUUACAUUAACCUCACAAUAAUAGUCUUCAGCAACAUUUUUAAUGGUUAUGUUAACCGUUCUCUACAAACAACAUAGUUGACCACUAACUUCAUAAAAAAGAUAAUCAUACAACAUUGCAAGUAAAAAAUGCUUAUGUUUCUUAAUACAAGUAUUUAAAGCAGAACAAGGAAUGAUUAAACAAUCAGCCCUCCUUCCUAAACUAUAGCAAAUUUGAACUGGAAUACGGCAUGUCUCUCACAAGACUGCAAAACAAGACUUCGUACACAGGCAUAUGAUUGUAAAACAGAAACAUCCUUAAGCAGAAAAAAUUCAAGUAACUCCAGGAUCAAUAGUGAUACAGUACUUAGAUUAAAUUAAACCCUUAAGGUAUAAGUGCCUUUCCUGCCAAAACUGCUUUGUCAAAUACAUAGGGAAUUAAGAAUUUCGUGAGAUUCAAUGAUAUAAUAAUUGUAAGAUCUUGCCAGUGAAGAGUCAACUCCUCACCCACUGUACAUGUGACUUUCUUUCUUUGGCUAAUGAUUGAAGCGGAGCAUAUGAUCUAAAAGUACCAGUGCCCUUCAUUGUUCUUCAAGCCACGUUUUUCUACUGGAAAGCAAAAAAAGAUCCUAUUCCAAGCAGUGGCUCGUUGAGGGUAACUCAUCCGCCGGAUCAGGACUUGUCUUGCUUGUAAUGAAAAUAUGGGUACUCGCCGAGCUUCAUUCAAAGUUGUUUAUUCCCUCAGUCAUUCAAAUUUGGUGAUAUUUCUGAAAUACACGAAAAUAUUUCGUUUUUAAGUUCACUGGUUAACGCACGAAAAAUUACAGUCUUUCAGCGAUACGCCUGUGGGGAACACGCACGCACGCGUGUGCGUGGUCAUCGUGAGCAACGCGCGACUCAAAGCUACAUUUAAAAAAAAAGCUUUGUAAUAGCGUAUGAUAGCUCUGUAACAGCAGUACAAUAUUGCAAUUAAGAUGGUCAUCCGAAGAACGGAAAAUCUAUGCAACUGUGCUGAACAUUUAGAAAACUUUAAAGGGCCACGCGAGUGCGUGGGGUUGCCUCAAAACGCGUCUAUUUAUUUGCAAAAAGAUAAUUUUAAAAACGAUUUAGAGUUCUGUUUAAAAAUAAGCAAUACAUACCGGUCAUGCUGUUUCAGUGAAGGUCGGUGAAGCAAGUCUUCGAGAUUUUGCCUGUGUUCAUUUGUCUUUAGUCGACGGGGCAGAUAUUUUGCUUAUCUAUUUCAGGCGGUCAACUGAAGUAAAUUCUGCCAUGAUCUUCUUAUCAUCCUCCUUUGAAUAAAAGAUUUGCAAGGUAUUUGUUAGCUGAGAAUUUUGUAGAAGCAGUAAAGACUGAAAUUCAAGUGAGUAAUAUAUUCUUAAGACGUUGUCUUCCGACUACACUGUGAGCAGAGUCUCCUUCGAUCUUCCUAGAUAAGUCGACUAGCACGGUAUCUUCGGACUUGCAUAAAUUUGAAAUCACAUUACCUUUUUACUUGCCACAUCUCCAUUGCUGUUCGUGACUAAGAAACGAGCUCCCAUUGACUUUUAACUGAAGGGCUUUAUCCAGGCGAAAUAUAAAAUGUUUCUUUUCGCAGCAAUGAACCAAGAGUACUGACUUCAGCUUGGCGCAAGGCGGUUAAACUAAAAAACUGAACUAUGAGAGCCGAAUUUGGCAUUGAUUUUGAAAUUCCAAGUCUCUCAUUGGCUUGCUAAGUAGAUUAUCGUCAAGGUGUUAAGUAACAUACUACAGUUGACAGGAAACAAUGCAACAUUUUCUGAAAACCCUUAGUUGUUUUUCGAGUAAACUCAGUAAACUCGCCUCACAUGUUUCCAACCAUGAAAUAGUUUAAGCUUAUAAAAAAGGUUACUGAGUAAGAUUUUUAAUUUACUGAGAACAUUUAACGCCAUUUAGGGUUCGUGACGUGACGAAAUAGAGUGACUUUAGGUCACUUAAGACAAAUACCGGAAACCCGCUGGAAUUUUGUGACCGGUGAAAAACACGAAAGUAUUUUAUGAAAAUACGCGAGGAUAGCUGUUGGCUUUUCGAGGUGCUCAGCAUUGAUUUGAAUGACAUAACCUUGAAGAAUCAUUUCACCUAGAUGACGAUUAUUUCUCUCGGCUAGUCCGUCGAGGGAAACGUCAGAGAAGAAAAUAGUCCUCGCGUCACGCGACUUCGCCUCUCGCGCGCGCGUACCAGCCCAGUCAUUGAAGCAGGACUCGCGAGUUGGAUGCAAGUCAUUUAAAAUAUUUUAACUGUUGAGGAAAGUUGAUUUGGCUAUUCAGUCUUAACCUAUCCUAAAUCCCAUAAUAAAUGCUGAUUAUUUGUUCUUUCUUCAGCGUAAGGGAAAAGUCUGCGUUGAAGGUUGGGUACAAGGCUUUUAUGAUCUGUUGUUGUAAACUCAUACCCGCCGUUUGUGUAGCCAUUUUCUUCUGUGGUUUUUCGUUCAGUUUAACCCCUCGGAAAACUCAGUUUUGACCAUUCAGUGUUUAACCUACUUCAUAGCUCUAAAUAACAGAUCAUUAUUGGUUAGUCAUGACCAACAAAUAGUUGAUAGAAGGUUUUAACCAACUGAUUUCAGGUUAGAUGCACAUUUUUACCAUUUGCUUAACCAUUUGGUUUCGUUAUUUUGACUGCCAUGAAAAGUUAUUUUGACCAGUCGAUAUUCUAACGGAAUUAUAACCGUCACAACAACUGCUGAUCAUCGGUUAAUCUAACCAAUAACAUAAAGGUUACGAUUUUAACUAUUUUAUUUUGGGUUAAAAUUACCUUUUGCAACUGGUUAUAACCUUUUAAUAUAGUUACCAUAACUGGUCUGUUUUUACAGUGUGUUGGUUAUCUAUUGCGUUGUGGGUAUUAUUCAUUGUCUUUACAAUCUUCUGUAUAACGUCAUUUGGUGACUGCACCAAGUAAUACCCUGUAAUACCCCAAAAUUUGGCUAUGAGAUGUAACUUUGCUUGAAUUUGUUCUCAUUGCCGACAGGAUAACACCCUUGUCAAUCAACAACCCCGUGAAUGAAAACUCGCCUAACUGGUUCCUCUACCGGCUAACAAAGGACAGAAUGAAGUCACUGAGGGACGUAUCCACCCACUGGCGAGCCACGUGCAGUUAUGACAAGUACGGUAUCAACAACUACAAAGAUUACAUCCGUGGAAAGUUUGCAGAAGCCGACAUCUUUGCCUUUCUUGGUGAUGGUGUUUGCUUUAAGACCGAGCUUGUCAACAUUCGUGGUCAUACUGGAAUUCACAAGACUGCCAGGUUCUGGCAGGUUGCUGCUACUUACACUGCUCAUAUCGACAGUUCUUUAACAGGUUGCCAGUUUGAUCCCACCGUUGGGGCAGUGAGUAGUGAGGACAACUUUGGUUAUUACAGCAGUACAAACCCCAAGUUUACUUGUACAAUGAAUAGCGACUCUACCACGCAGUGGUGGUUCGGUAGCUAUCAGUAG